AGGCCGAGGCCAUGGACGUCUCGGCCGCGGGCGGCUCCGCGCCGGGGGAGCCCUGCUUCUUCGAGGCUUCAGCUGAGGCUUCCAGGCCAGAGCCACUGCCUUGCCCCCAGAAGACCGAAGACAUGGCCCCCAAGAAGGCCAAGAGAAGGGCAGCAGCAGAGGGCGGCAGCUCCAACGUCUUCUCCAUGUUCGACCAGACUCAGAUCCAGGAGUUCAAGGAGGCCUUCACCGUCAUCGAUCAGAACCGUGAUGGCAUCAUCGACAAGGAAGACCUCCGGGACACCUUCGCAGCCAUGGGCCGCCUCAACGUGAAAAAUGAGGAGCUGGACGCCAUGAUGAAGGAAGCCAGCGGCCCCAUCAACUUCACGGUCUUCCUGACCAUGUUCGGGGAGAAGCUCAAGGGUGCGGACCCUGAGGAUGUCAUCACUGGCGCCUUCAAAGUGCUGGACCCCGAGGGAAAGGGCACAAUCAAGAAGCAGUUCCUGGAGGAGCUGCUGACCACGCAGUGUGACCGCUUCAGCCAGGAGGAGAUCAAGAACAUGUGGGCGGCCUUCCCCCCAGACGUGGGCGGCAACGUGGACUACAAGAACAUCUGCUACGUCAUCACGCACGGGGACGCCAAGGACCAGGAGUAGGCGAGCGUCUGGCGCCUCCGCUGACCCGCGCUCCCGGCUAGCCCGAGCCCCCGCCCCGACUCCCAAUAAAAUUCGGCUGGUCUUUGUUUCCUA
Messenger RNA from Lepus europaeus (European hare), 728 nucleotides. It is a transcript of the gene MYL11, whose product is annotated as myosin light chain 11. The record is from RefSeq and is a predicted model, not a curated record. Lineage: Eukaryota; Metazoa; Chordata; Mammalia; Lagomorpha; Leporidae. Bases 12 to 635 code for a protein of 207 amino acids. The transcript is spliced from 8 exons. Gene Ontology annotation, molecular function: calcium ion binding. Gene Ontology annotation, cellular component: cytoplasm. Gene Ontology annotation, biological process: skeletal muscle tissue development.